ACCUGCAGCCCAGGGAGCAGGGGGUGCCGGGGUGAUUUGCAGCCCCCCCAGCUGUUGCAUGGGUUUCCCAUUCCUGGAUGGUUGCAGUAACACUGGGAUUCCCCGCUGACACGACACAGCCGCAUUGCUGUAUAGGCUGUGCUCACCCAGGAUGGAGCUACAUAAGCUUUGGAGGUUAUGAAUGGUCUACCUGCCCUCCUGCUCUCACUGACUACGUAUCGGGGCUGCCCCUGGGUCCCCCCUCUUGGAAGCUGCAUCCCGUCAGUUGUUGGUGGUACCACCUCUGUCUUCUCCCAGCCUCCACUCAUCUCAUGUGUCCUCUGGGCUUCUGACUUCUUCUGAGCACCUCAAUGUAGAGAAGAUGUCUCAGAGGUCACCGUCCACCAGUGGCUCUUACCCCAGGAGUGCGCAGAACACGUCCGGAUCAGAGGCCGAUGUCCUGUCCCAGAGUUCAGAUCUAAGUGACAGAAAGGUGCGAAGGAGGGAGAAGAACAGAGUCGCCGCCCAGAGGAGCCGCAAGAAACAGACGCAGAAAGCAGACAAGCUACACGAGGAGUAUGAGAGUCUCGAGCAGGAAAACGCUUCGCUGAAAAAGGAUAUUGGGAAACUCACAGAUGAGCUGAAACACCUGAGCCAGGUGCUGAAGGACCACGAGCAGCUAUGCCCUUACCUCCACUGCCCAGUGAACUUUGUGGCCGUGCCCAGGAUGACAGAUGCUGUGGCUGGCUGCCUGCCUCGAUGACCCAAACUCUUCACCAAUGGACCAACCAAGCUACUACGUGCAUGUUCUCUGUUGGGUUCCAAGACUCAAUCCUAAAGGUUUGGCCGUCGGAUCAGCGAAUGGGAUCUGGAAUAUUACGCAAUGGAGGAAAAAUGGGUCACAAAAGACUUUGCACUUUUAGAGAAGCCUUCAUAUGGGACGGGAGUAGGCUGAAUGCUAGAGGAAGACUUCCAGGUUGGGCUUCUGUACUAUGCGAACCUCUGCUGAAUAUGCCCUGGUUACCUCUACUCAGUGAUCAUGCAGAACAGUUAUACCAACUCUUAGAUGUUUUUAUGUCACAGCUGUAUGAUAUUAGGAAAUAUGUCUAAAUAUCACCCUAUUGUUUAUUUAUCAUAUUGUGUAUAUAUCCAGCGCCUGCAAUAAUCCAGGUGCGUGCAACCUGUUACUCUCUGUUGUGGAACUGCAAACCCGUGCCCUUUCAGAAGACGUAUAACUGAGGAGCGACGGGGGUCCAUAACCUGGCACAGAGGAACUGAUAAUGUAGGUAUUGCUGGGACUUUUAGUUCCAAAGCAGCUGGCCAAACUUUAGUGUUGUAAUGAACGUCUAAUAAUCACUAACAUGUAUUCUUCAUAAUAGGAACCUUUUCUCCAUUUAGGGAGCAAGAAUCUUAGAGGAAACAUGGUUCUUUACUAGAAAAGGGUCUGGAAACGGAACAAGAAAAUGAAAUCCUUAGGUCUGGAUGAUAUUCACCCAUGGACACUAAGGGGACUAUAUUUUCAUGGCGCUCUUCCAAACUUUCAGUAACUCUCUGUCCUCUGAUCUGGUGUCUGCACAUAAGUUAUAAAACAUUUCUCAUGUCAUUGAUUGAACUGGGGGACUGAGGAAAGUUGUUGAUAAAGGGCCGCCUUAUUCAGGUGUGUUAGCAAACCAAAAAAGCAGACUAACGGGCAAAACCAUGUGCACUGCAGGUGGGGCAGAUGUAACAUGUGCAGAGACAGUUAGAUUUGGGUAGGGUGUGUUCAAACUGAAAUAUAAAUUGCAGUGUAAAAAUAAAGCAGCCAGUAUUUGCCCUGCACAGAAACAAUAUAACCCACCCAAAUCUAACUCUCUCUGCACAUGUUACAUCUGCCCCACCUGCAGUGCACAUGGGGGGUAAUUCCAAGUUGAUCGCAGCAGGAAUUUUGUUAGCAGUUGG
Messenger RNA from Pseudophryne corroboree (corroboree frog), 1917 nucleotides. It is a transcript of the gene BATF3, whose product is annotated as basic leucine zipper ATF-like transcription factor 3. The record is from RefSeq and is a predicted model, not a curated record. Gene Ontology annotation, biological process: regulation of transcription by RNA polymerase II. Lineage: Eukaryota; Metazoa; Chordata; Amphibia; Anura; Myobatrachidae. Gene Ontology annotation, molecular function: DNA-binding transcription factor activity, RNA polymerase II-specific; RNA polymerase II cis-regulatory region sequence-specific DNA binding. Gene Ontology annotation, cellular component: nucleus. The transcript has 3 exons. Bases 362 to 742 code for a protein of 126 amino acids.